GAGGAGGUGGGGGUGUCCUACAAGAGUUUGCUGGUCCUCACACUUCAUCACUCCAGAUCCAGGCCACCCCGGGGCGGAGCUGCACUGUCGAGCUGGACGCUUUGGAUACUCGCUUUCUUUAAACGCAGUCGUGCCAUCCUGGUCGCGUUUGUGCAGUGGAAGGUUUGUUGUGUGAUUGCGACCGCAGCCAAAGACGACAAGAGUUCACCUUCGUGAUUGUGCGCCAUGGGAGCAGAGAGCUCAGUGCAGCAGGACGGGAAGAGCCAGGAGGAUGCGUCAGCCUCAGCCUCAGCUUCAGCUUCAGCUUCAGCCUCGGAGGUGAAGGUGCUCCAGGAGGAAGGCAGCAUCCUCGACAGCAAGUCUUUGCAGAAAAAUGGCCAGAUCUCCAGCAUGACCAGCCUGAAUGGACACUCAGAGGACAACACCCUGGCAGAAGUUGGCCAGCCAGAUGGUGUAUCUGUGGCUCAGAAGGACGAGGCUCCUGAGACUAUGGGCACCAUCCAGGAUGAAGUGGCUCCUCAAGUGAACGGGGAGAAAGUGGAGAAAGAGUCUCCUGAUGCCAAUGACAUCUCCGCUGUUGAGGAGAAGGCAGCGGAGGAGAAACCUGACGAUGCCAAUGAAGUGGGUUUCAAGAAGAUCUUCCGCUUUGUGGGCUUUAAGUUCACUCUGAAGAAGGACAAGAGUGAGGAAAAAGAGCCUGUGAAGCUACUGACAGUCAAAGAUAAAGAAGGAGAGGAGGUUAGUGGGACUGAGGAACCUACAAAGAAGGAGGAGGCUGCUGAGGAGAAGAACACGGCUGAAGAAAAGGAGGCUGACACAGAGGCAGCUGCUGCUGAGACAGAAGUCACUAAAGAUGAUACUGACAAAGCUGAAGCCACUGAUGCCCCAGAUGAAGGCACUGCUGCUGAAGCUACUGAUGAAGCAGUAAAGGAGGAAGGAGCUGAGAAGGAAGAAGAGGCCACUCCACCCUCCCAGGAGACCACCCUGUCCCCCUUCAGAAAGCUCUUCAGUGGAGGACUCUUCUCUAACCUACGAAAGAAGGCCAGCAUCAAGAAGACAAAAGAGGAGGAGGACAAGGAGGCAGCUGUCGAGGAGGAGACUGCUAAGACAGAGGAAACUCCUGCUGCAGUGGACGAAAAGGAGGAGAAGACUGAGGCAGAGCAAGAAACCAAGGAGGAGGCGCCAGCAACUCCUGAGGAAGAGAAAUCAGAGCCCAAGGAGGAAGCACCAGUUGCUCCUGAGGAAGAAAAAUCAGAGACGACACCAGAGCCCAAUGCCACUGUUGAAACCCCUGCUCCUGCAGCAGCUACUACUGAUGAGACCAAACAAGAAGAGGAAAAAGCGGAAGGUGGUGCAGAAGAGGAGAAGGCUCCAGCGGAGGUGACUUCUGAGGCGGAGCUGCUAUCAUCGCAGGAGAAAGCAAAGCCCCAGGGAAGCCCCCUGAAGAAGCUCUUCACUGGAGCUGGCUUAAAGAAGCUGUCAACUAAGAAGCAGAAGAACAAGAAAGAUGCCGAGAGCAAACUGACUGAGUCUGGGGAGCAGGCAGCCAAGCAACUGCAGUCCUCCACUGAGUUAACAGAGGCUCCUAAAGCUGACAGUGGGCCCUCAUCUCCAGAGGAAUCAGGAGAGCAUGUUAUUGCUGUGGAGGUCACUCAGAAUGGGUCUAGCCAAGAGACUGAGGGGGAAGUUGCCUCUGAUGGAGAGAAGAAAAAAGAGGGAAUCAUUGCCUGGUCCUCCUUCAAGAAACUAGUAACACCCAAGAAGAUUGUGAAAAGGUCUUCUGAGAGUGAAGAUGAAGCCACAGGUGAGAAACCAGCAAAGCCUCUGCCCUCUUCUGAGAGUGCUGCAUUAGCAGAUAAGAGUGUUGAGGAAGAUGCUGAGGAGGAAAAGCCAACUGAGGAAGAGCCAAAGACUGAAAACACAGAGAAACUGGUCAGCAGCACCGAGGAGCCCAAAAGGAAAAUGGACACCUCUGUCUCCUGGGAGGCCCUAAUGUGUAUGGGUGGACCCAAAAAGAAGACAAGGAGGACCUCUGAUUCUGAUGAUGAUGAUGAGACCAAGAUUGAAGAGGAAGCUGCAGCAGCAGCAGCAGCAUCAGCAGCAGUAGAGGGGGAACAGGAGAGCAAAACUGAGGCUCCCAUUGUCACUUCCCAAAACACAGAGAGUGAGGGAGAAGUUGUUUCCUCCCCUGAACCAUUAAACAGCCCUCCUGAGAGAGAAUCCACCUGGGACACGCUGAAACGCAUGGUUAUGUCAAAGAAUAAGGCCAAAGCUGAGGAAAAGCCAGAGGAGAGUGCAGAGCAGGUCCAGUCAGACAGUGAAGCACCAAAGGAUGAAUCAUCUUUCUCUUUGAGGAAGUUCUUCCCUGGACGCAGGAAGAAGAAGGCUGAAAAACAAGCCUCCACUGAAAUGGGCUCAGGUGAGGAGGACUCUGACACCCCGGCUGUGGUUCCUAUGUCCGAGUAUGACGAGCAAGUUGAGGCCGAACAGGAAGCACCGGCAGAACCAGCUGCAGUCCAGAUUAAAGUGUCCACUGAAGAUAGGUCCCCGUCGUGGAUUCCAGCCACCGUCGAAGACAUUGAUGAUAAAAACGAUCAGUUGAGUGACAUCCCAGAGGAGGCAGAGAAUGCUGCCACACCUAGGUCUGUUGACACUGACAUUGCAGAGGAUGAAACUGAGGACCAAGCUACGCUGCCUCCUAAAGCUCCAGGUCGCAUGGGGCGCAGGCUGUCCACAGCUGAAGAAAAGCCUGUCACUCUGGCUCUAGCUGCAAAAACCACCCCUGUUCCUCAAGGACCUAAGUCGGGAACCGCCCAGGAGGUAGUGGGGGCUAUUGAGGCCCAAAUCAGUGAAAUCCCAGCUCAAACAUCUGUGACUGUUGAAGAUGUACAAGUAGAGGUAGCUACUGAAAAUACUGAGUAUGAACCACCAACUGAGACUGCAGAGGCUAAGGAAAAUACCAUUCUGGUGCCACAUGCUCAAGAUGAGGCCAUGGCUAUAUGCACCGGCUUAGGCACCAAGGAGAUUGCCAAAGUAACUCUGGAGAAGCCUGUGGUUCCCCUUGUAGAGUGUGUGGCUGUGGUCCGUGAUUCCCUGAGCACAGAGGUGGCAAUAGACGAGAAGCCAGCAAGUACAGAGAAAGCCACUCUUGCAGCAGAUGAAGUGAUCAUGGCCCAAGCCCAGGAGGUAGAAACCAUUGACCUUGAGCCUGUUGUUGAAAAUUCACAGAGUGAAGCGACAGAUAUUCAAGCUGCCACUGAGAGCUAUGAACCUGAGCUGGAGAAGGUUGGAGUCAUCAACACUGUUCUAGAGGAGACUGAGGUCAUUCAGGCCACCUCCGUGAGCGAGAACUCCCCUAAAUCUGUAGUAGUCAAUCCCAUUACACCAACAUCUGAAAUUGCUGUCUGCACCCAGAGCAUAGAGGUCUCUGAGCCAAUUGUUGAGACCAAGGAAGUGAAAAUGGACACAGAGCAACUUGCUGCCACUGAAGAAAACUCACCCAUAAAAGAGGUCGCUCAGGUAACGACUGAAGAGAUGUCUUCUACUAUCGGUGAAACUGCAAAGAUCACCAUCACAAAGGAGACUGAGCCAGUCAUCCCUGUAGUCAUACCAAGUGAGGAGGCUCCUGUUAUCACAGAAACAGUGGUCAUUGUCUCCUCACUCAGUACCGAGUCUGACCAAGUGGCAAUCUCAGAUGAGGUGGUCGUGAAAGACCCAGCGGCGUCGGAGGCAGUCUGUGAUAAACCAGUCCAGGUGGAAGAAGCCAAGGAGGAGGGUACGGUUGUGGAGACUGUGGAGGCCACUAUGGUUCAAACAGCAGAGUCAGAGAUCAGUGUAGUCCCCGAGCAGGCCACCGAGAAGACUGAAGAUAUCAAGGAGGAUGUCUAUCCGGCCCGUGAGAUUGAGGCACAGAGCAUGGUCAUUGCCCAGGCUGUCAUUCAGGAUGCCAUGGAAAAAGUUUCAGAAGACAAGCCUGAACCUAAAAAGCCCGCCAGCCCAACAGCCACCACCCCAACACCAGUCCAGGCAAUAGCAACAACAGAGGAAGAGAUUGAGAUCACAUCAGUGGCCCCUGUUAUCACUGAAACCCCUGUCGCUGUCAUCUGUGAAAAACCAGCACCAAAGUCUCCUCAGCCACUUCAUGUUGCCAUGGAGGUUACGGACACUAUCCAAAUAGAGGUGAUAGAGAGCACUGAUGCCUAUGUCGGGGAGGAGGAGAAGAAACCAGAGGAAGAGUUGAGGCAAGCUGUGGAGGUAAAAGUAAGUGAAGAAAUUGUUGUAGUGGAAGAAGUUGUAGAAAUAAAGGCAGAGAGUGAAGAGCUUGAACAGGUCAAGGAGGAACAGAGCAAAGAAGAAGAAGCAGUUCAGGAACCAGAUGUAAAAGAAGCAGCUGAGGAAGUGAAACCACAAUCAGAGGAAACUACACCAGAGGCCCCUUCAGAGGGAGAGAAAGUGCUUGCGAUCCACAUGCCAGUACAGGUGGUCCUGCAGACAGCGGAGGUGGUUGAGGAAUCAGUGGCAGAAGAGGCUGCGGAAGAGUUUGACAGCAACGGUCCCGUGACUGAAGACACCAGCGUAAAAGCCGAGAGCCCCGCAAGUGCAAGCAAACUCUCAACACUGUCAGAAGAAGCUCCAGCGACAGCUUCAGGAGAAGUGUCCGAUCCCAGCCAAGUCACAGAGGCAGCAGCCAGCCAGCCAGAGACAGAGACAGAGAAACCGCCGUCAGGAAAGUGCGCAGAGGUGAUGGCGCAGGUGAUCGAAGUGAUUGAGGAAGCAGUGAAGGAGAUCGAGCCUGUGUCCACAGAGAUCACAGCAGCAUCAUGAGCAGCUGACGAUACAAGACUAAUGCCUGGGAGACACACUGUCUGGACCAGGAAGAGAGAGAGAAAGAGAGAGAGAAAGAGAAAGAAGGUGGCUGCUCUGUGGUAACACGCUGAGACUGGGCCCCGCCCAGAGAGACUGAGUGACACCUCUGCCAUUCUCUCCACCUCCCCUUCCACCUGUACCCCAACCCCAUCCCGCAGCCCUCCCCGUCACAACAACGUGACGACCCCGCCGACACAUCCUCACCCACCCACUGACUCUCUCACGCACACUCACGCAUGUCCUGUGCCUCAGAAGCAUCCCAUCUGGCUUCUUAUCGGUGUGAUGUAUGUUCAAUGUCUCAGUGACUUUCCAUUGCCCUUGCUGCAUAAGGCAAGAGUCUGCAAAACCUGGUCGAGUGUGUAUCUGUGCAUGUGUGUGUGUGUGUGUGUGCGCGUGUGUUUGUAUGUGUAUAGUAGCGAGAGUGAGAUGGUGUCAGAAGGUGAAGAGAUGGAGGAUUACUAUCUUGUAUAUUGUAUUUAUAACUUGAGUAUUCUUUCAUUCACCCCAAGUCUUUAUUUUUUCAUUUUUUUUGUCCCAUUUUGUUAUUGUAUGGACAUUGUUUCCUGUUCUUAAAAUUCCCAUACUAAGCUGUGAAACAUUAGGUAUUCUUUUGAGCAACAUUAUGACAGUGACUUUGAAGGGUGAUACAAACAUCCAAAAAAAAUAAGGUUCAGUAAAAUCUACCAAAACAAAUGUGAAACUGCUGCAUAAAAGUGCCUUGUGUGUCACAGCUUUAACUGUCAUAUUCGUAAGAUUAUUUCAAGCAUCUGUAGCAAUUAUAAUUAAACCAUGGUACAAGUGUGAUUCCACUGACAGUAAGUGAUAAGACUGACAGCAGAAAUGAAAACAGGAAGGCAGAGAGUGUGAUGAUACCUACCAGAAAUGCACCACGUGUUUUGACUUUUGUCACAAUGUGUUCUUCACUCUGCACCCCGGCAAAAAUACUUAAUAAGCUUCAUGUAGAUAAGAAACAAACAAUCACUGCCUGAUUCACUGUGAAAAAGACAUUGUUACGCAUUGUUUCACGUAAUAAUACAAUAAAAUAUUAUUAUGACACCCUCAUUUGAUCAUGUGGCAGAGGUAUUUGGUAAACAGUAACGUGCAAAUUCUGACACUGGAAGAGUCAUACUGGGUAGACAAGUGCAUGUAAGAAACACUUACAAAGCAUCUCAUGUUCACAGUGUUUAAUGGCCUUGUUACUGUGUGACAUAUGUAUCAUUGGUGUGUGUGGUAGUUUUAUUGAGGUUAAAUACCUUCCUUGCUACACUUAAUUUAUAUUUCUUGAUGAAAAGACUGUAUGUUGACACCCUCUGCUGCCUAUGAAAAGUAGUACACCCUUUAGUCUUUAGUCAUUUGUGUCAUUUUGACUUCAACUGUGUGUGUUAACAAGGGUGAUAAAAGUAUGAAAACUGUCUUUGUUCUGUUCAGUCUUAUGCUAGACCUGCACUUUUUUGUGUUCCUCACCAAGCAUGAUAGCUCAGGUCCAUUAAACUGGCACCAGACUCACUUGGUUGAGGAUUUAGAGAGGCACAAACUGCAUGGUACCACAAAUAACAACAAAAGCUCAUUUUACUCUUAAUUUAAAAGCCAAAUUGAGUUAGGAUAAAUCAGGGAGUCACGGACUUUCCAUUGCUCACAGGAUAAGUUGUAUUGUAUAAGUUGCAUUCAAUUAGAUUCCCAAAGCAUCUACUCAGCUACUUUGAAUCAUUCACCAAACCUAAGUCAUAGGGUCAGGGCUUAUUUUUGAAUUUUAUUGGCAAAGGGGGAAAUGAUUUAGGCUGGAGGAAUAUCUGAAACAUUCCUUGGCUCCAGUUUUACCACCAAAACGGACAUGUGACUGUGAGUUACACUGGUAUUUAUUUUUCCUACCAAAUUUGACAAAGUUGCAAUCAUUGGGAUAUCUUGAGAUAGUAAUGGUGAGUGCUUCUAAAAGCCGUUCAUUUUAUUUUGGUGGCUCACAUUUCACUAAGCUUUAUGACCAAACGAGAAAAAGAUCAGGAAGUACAGACCCCUGUUAGGUCACCACUUCCCUUUACUUUGACUCUAGAGGGCGUGACACAUCCACGACACAUGCUUUAUGUAAAAUAAUUGAGUAAAAAUGACAGAGUGAACUAAAGACUUUUGCUUUUGUUGCAUAAUGUAAAGCAUUUAGUUGGGGCACUUGCCCACUUCAGUCCUCCCUGCUUUUUGUAACACUUAACUGUGAACCUGUUAACAUUUGUACAGAUUGUAUACCUACUGUAUGUACUUAAAAAUCAUACUGUUGUAAUAUUAACUAAUAACCUGCAGCCAUUUAGCAUAAUAUCCAUGUAGCAUGGUCUUAAUUGUCUUUUAUAUUUUCCAAGCUGUUAAUAGUAAGGAUACAGAAACUUGUCUAUAUUUCAUUCAAUAAAGUUAGAAAAAAAUGGUG
Molecule: messenger RNA, 7276 nt
Organism: Seriola aureovittata
Lineage: Eukaryota; Metazoa; Chordata; Actinopteri; Carangiformes; Carangidae
Gene: akap12b
Product: A kinase (PRKA) anchor protein 12b
Exons: 4
Coding region: 226-4824 (1532 amino acids)
Biological process (GO): regulation of protein kinase C signaling; signal transduction
Cellular component (GO): cytoplasm
Molecular function (GO): calmodulin binding; protein kinase A binding
Source: RefSeq, a predicted model, not a curated record